Molecule: messenger RNA, 1449 nt
Organism: Nelumbo nucifera (sacred lotus)
Lineage: Eukaryota; Viridiplantae; Streptophyta; Magnoliopsida; Proteales; Nelumbonaceae
Product: feruloyl CoA ortho-hydroxylase F6H1-3
Source: RefSeq, a predicted model, not a curated record
GUAGAUAGGGGGUGUAAUCUCCUAUAAAUACCACGGCUCCGCCGCUCCCAUAGACCCAAAUAUACAUUGCAUGCACUAGCUGUUAUACACUGCGCCGAUCAUCUAUCUCAUCCUCUAAUAAGCUUCCCUCCUUUGGAUCCCCCCCUCGUUACAUCAAUCCCCAUCACCCUCCAUAAUUUGAAUCAUGGCCCCCGUGCUUGCCGAGCCCUGGGAUGUCACAGAGUUCGUCGUCAACAAAGGCAACGGAGUGAAGGGCCUUGCAGAGAUGGAGAUACCCUGUGUUCCUAAGCAGUACAUCCAACCCAUUGAGGAGAGGUUGGACAUGGACACCGUCGUCACUCAAGACUCUAUACCCAUUAUCGACAUGUCCAUGUUGGAAGAUCCUCAGGUGGCUGAUUCCAUAUGUGAUGCCGCUGAGAAUUGGGGUUUCUUUCAGGUCAUCAACCAUGGCGUUCCUCUCGACAUUCUUGACGAUGUGAAGCAGGCAACCCAUCGAUUCUUUGGGUUACCGGCCAGCGACAAGUUGAAGUACUCCAAGGAGAACUCUUCCWCUAACAAUGUCCGAUAUGGAACCAGCUUCAUCCCCGGGGCAGAACGGGCUUUGGAGUGGAAAGAUUUCCUCAGCCUCUUCUAUASUUCGGACCAAGAUGCUUCUGCAUUUUGGCCCCCAGAGUGCAAGGAUGCAGCACUCAAGUACAUGAACACGUCCGAACCACUUAUCAAGCGCCUGUUGGAAGCUCUGAUGACAAGGCUGAACGUGAAGGAGAUUGACGAAAGCAAAGCUUCACUGUUGAUGGGAUCAAAGAGGAUUAAUCUUAACUACUAUCCAAUUUGUCCAAACCCAGAGCUCACUAUUGGAGUUGGCCGCCACUCCGACGUCUCAACCCUGACUAUCCUCCUACAAGAUGACAUCGGCGGACUGUAUGUGCGAAGGAUCAAAGGUGAUGGCUGGAUUCAUGUCCCACCUAUUAGUGGGGCACUGGUCAUCAACAUCGGCGAUGCUCUGCAAAUUUUGAGCAAUGGCCGAUACAAGAGCGUGGAGCAUCGUGUGGUUGCAAAUGGGAGAAGUAACCGAAUUUCAGUUCCCAUCUUUGUGAACCCACGGCCCAAGGACAUGAUCGGUCCGUUGCCGGAAGUGCUGGAGAGUGGGGAGAAACCAGUGUACAAGCAAGUUCUUUACAGCGACUACACUAAGCACUUCUUCAGGAAGGCGCAUGAUGGGAAGGAAACCCUGGACUUCGCAAAAGCCUGAUUUUAAUUAUUCUGGAAGACUUGUAGUCUACAAGACAUAAUUAAUGGAUGUGUGUAGAAAUUAACUCCCAGAGUAAAUCGAUCUGUAACAACAGGUUGGUUGUUGGUACUUAGGAGUGGUGCUUAUAUUGGUUGGUGUUGGUAGGGUUCUACUAAUACCAAAUAAUGUAGUCCCCCUGAAAUUUGGGUUGUCUUUCA